CUGGCUCCUGACUGCCAGUUACACUUCAGAGCUUGGCUCCCCCCUCACUACUGCUCUUUCCCCCUCACUGGAAAUAACUUCAGAGGAGGCUCACAUGCAACUGCUGCUGGAAGAGCUGACAGCUCGGAGGUGGAUGGAGUUUGGAGGAAGCCUCUUUGAAAGGGACCUUUAAUCACAACCACUUGCAAGAGAAUUUUCUAAUUGAAAUUAGUGGUUUCCUGAAGAACCCGCCACGUUAAUCAGCAAGUGCGUCACGGUGAGGGGAUGGCGCCGUCCUUGUGGCCAUUUGGCCUUGUGAUAACUGCCUUGGUCACAGGAUCCGUUUCCCAGAUUCCUGACCAGCAACAUGGAUGUUCCCAAGGAAGCUGCUACCCUGCCACUGGAGACUUGCUGGUGGGCCGAGCAGAUAAACUCAAAGCUACAUCAACCUGUGGCCUUCGGAGAGCUCAGCCAUACUGUAUAGUCAGCCAUUUGCAGGAUGAAAAGAAAUGCUUUGUCUGCGACUCUCGCAAACCCUACAACCCCUUGUAUAACCCCAUCAGCCACCGCAUUGAAAACGUCAUUACGACUUUUGCUCCUCAACGGAAAAAGGCAUGGUGGCAGUCUGAAAAUGGAGUUUCUGAGGUCACUAUUCAGCUAGAUCUGGAGGCUGAAUUUCACUUCACCCACCUGAUCAUGACCUUCAAGACCUUCAGGCCGGCGGCCAUGCUGGUGGAACGCUCUGCAGACUUUGGGCGCACCUGGCAAAUUUACCGUUACUUUGCACAUGACUGUACCUCCUCUUUCCCAAACGUGUCCCGCAACACCCUGAGGAAGGUGGACGACGUUAUCUGCGAAUCCCGUUACUCAGACAUUGAGCCCUCCACGGAAGGAGAGGUCAUUUACAGAGUUUUGGAUCCAGCCAUCCCGAUCCGAGACCCAUAUGGUCCAAAUAUUCAAAACCUCUUGAAGAUCACCAACCUCCGAAUCAACUUUACCAAGCUGCACACAUUGGGUGACAACCUCCUGGAUUCCCGCGUGGAGAUCAAAGAGAAGUAUUACUAUGCCCUCUAUGAGCUGGUGGUGCGAGGGAACUGCUUCUGCUACGGCCAUGCUUCCGAAUGUGCGCCCAUCGAAGGAUUGUCCAGAGAUUUCGAGGGCAUGGUGCAUGGAAGAUGCGUGUGCAAACACAACACCAAGGGGCUCAAUUGUGAGCAAUGUGAUAGUUUCUUUAAUGACCUUCCCUGGAGACCAGCAGAAGGACGCAGCACCAAUGCCUGUAAAAAGUGCAACUGCAACAAUCACUCUCGCAAGUGUCACUUUGACAUGGCUGUGUACCUGUCUACCGGGAAUGUCAGUGGUGGGGUGUGUGACGACUGUGUGCACAACACCAUGGGCCGUAACUGUGAAUUCUGCAAGCCAUUCUUCUACAAGGAUCCAAGCAAGGACAUUCGGGACAGUGCAGUAUGCAAAGACUGUGACUGUGACCCAGACGGGUCAUUGGACGGGGGGCUGUGUGACGCCCAAGAUAGCCCAGCUUUGGGUCUCAUUGCUGGACAGUGUCGAUGCAAAGACUAUGCUGAAGGCCCAAGAUGUGAUCGAUGCAAGACCGGAUUCUUUGGCCUGAGUGCAAAUAACUUUCAAGGCUGCCAAAGGUGCCAGUGUGACCCAAGAGGUACAAUCUCGGGCGGUGCCCAGUGUGACCCUAUCAGCGGUGACUGUUUCUGCAAACGCUUUGUGACCGGGAGAACAUGCAACCAGUGUCUGCCAGAAUUUUGGGCCCUCAGUCAUGACCUUCAUGGGUGCAGAUCUUGUGACUGUGAUGUUGGCGGUGCCUGGGAUAAUCACUGUGCUAUGGAGACUGGCCAGUGUCGAUGCCGGAGUCAUAUGGUUGGCAGGCAAUGUAACCAGGUGAAAUCUGGCUAUUACCGAAUACACUUGGAUCAUUACACAUACGAGGCCGAAUCUGCUGUGCAUCGACAGGGAUGUUCAGUGUUGGAGAGGGAACGUCCAAUUGGUCGUCAGGCCACAUGGACCGGUCCUGGGUUUGCCCUGGUUCCAGAGGGUGGAAUUCUGGAGUUCCAGAUCAGCAACAUUCCCUAUUCUAUGGAGUAUGAUGUCAUCAUCCGCUACGAACCCCAGCUUUCAGCUAUGUGGGAACAAGUAAAAAUAUCCAUAAUUAGACCAGGUCCUAUCCCAACAAGCAGCCCAUGUGGUAAUACCAUCCCGGCUGAUGAUCAGAUGGUGGCAUCUCUACCCCCUGGCACAAGGCAUGUGGUCCUGCCUCAGCCGGUUUGUCUGGAACGUGGAGUCAGUUACACUAUUCGACUGGAGUUUAGCAGAUACAGUUCCAGAGAAAGGGUACCUGGAGCCAGCAUAUUGGUUGAUUCACUGGUGUUGGCUCCCAGAUACUCGGCCAUGGAAAUGUUCAUAGCCGGGGACCCCGCGUCAAUACAACGAAAGGACACUUUUGAACGUUAUCGCUGCCACAGCAACAGUGGAAAUGUGAUAAAGUCACCUACCACCGAGGUGUGCUCCGGCCUCAUCACAAGCAUGUCGGCUGUCAUUCACGAAGGAGCCCUGCCCUGCAGCUGUGACCCACAGGGAUCUCUGAGCUCCGAAUGUGACCCCAAUGGUGGGCAGUGCCAGUGUAAAACUAACGUCAUUGGGCAGCGCUGUGACCGAUGUGCACCAGGAACUUAUGGAUUUGGACCAACCGGGUGCCGAGUCUGUGAGUGCAAUAAAGAGGGAUCCAGCCAGAAUUUCUGCGACCAGCGCACGGGUCAGUGUCCUUGCCGGCCAGGAGCAUUUGGUUCCAGGUGCGACCGCUGCCAGCCUGGCCACUGGGGCUUCCCGAACUGCCGGCAGUGUCAGUGCAACAGUCAUUCGGAAGAGUGCGACCAGAGAACAGGGGCGUGUCUGAACUGCAGAGACCACAGCACUGGAGACAGAUGUGAGAGAUGCAUUGCAGGCUUUUUUGGAAACCCAGUACUCGGAUCAGGGGAUCACUGCCGUCCCUGCCCCUGCCCAGAGGGACCCACCAGUGGGCGACAUUUCGCAGCAUCCUGUCAACAAGACCCCCGUUCAAGACAAGUCAUCUGUAACUGCAAACAGGGGUACUCAGGUGCUCGCUGUGAUGAAUGUUCUCCAGGGUUCUUUGGAAAUCCAUUCCAGACUGGGGGCCGCUGUCUUCUUUGCCAGUGUAACAACAACAUCGAUAUGACAGAUAUUGGGGCUUGCGACCGUCGCAGUGGGCAGUGCCUCAAAUGCAAGUUUAACACCGAAGGGAGGUUUUGUGAGCACUGUCGAAUUGGCUUUUAUGGUGAUGCAUCAAGGCACAACUGCAGAAAGUGUGCAUGUAACUACCUUGGGACAGAACCAAGCCAGUGUCCUUCACGGGAAGACUGUAUGUGUGACAGAACAAGUGGCCAGUGCCAUUGCUUGCCAAAUGUCAUGGGACAGAACUGCGACCGUUGCAGUCCCAACUUUUGGAACCUGGCAAGCGGCAAGGGCUGUCAGCCGUGCAACUGUGACCCCAACCAUUCCUUCAGCCUAGCCUGCAAUGAGUUUACUGGAAAAUGUCAAUGCCGGCCUGGAUUUGGUGGUCUGACCUGUACAGAUUGCCAGGAAAAUUACUGGGGAAAUCCCAAUAUUCAGUGCAGGGCUUGUGAUUGUGAUCGUCGUGGCAUCAAGGCAGCACAGUGUAACAGAGCCACUGGUCAUUGCUCCUGCCGUGCUGGAGUGUCAGGAGUGCGUUGUGACCAGUGUGCCCGGGGAUUUUCCGGCCAGUUUCCUGAUUGUCAGCCCUGCCAUCAGUGUUUUGGAGACUGGGACCGAAUAGUUCAAGAUCUGGCCACUCGUACCAAGAGCCUGGUUCAAAGAGGCAAGGACAUCCAGCUGAGUGGGAUAGCCGGAGUGUACCAAAAGAAUUUCCGUGACAUUGAAAAGAAACUUGCCAAGGCUCGGGCCAUUGUCAAUGCUCGUAAUGCCACUGUGGAGUCAGUGACUCAACUAAUGAAGAUCAUGGAUGACCUGCGGAAUAAAAUUAAUGAGUCAACGGAGGCUCUCACGCAGUUAGAGGUGGAGCUGACGACUGUGCAGGAUGAGAACUUUGAUGCUAAUCAUGAUCUGGCGGAGCUGGAAAGGAAUGCUCGGAGUUUAAACAUGACUGCCAAGGAGAGGUCCCAUCAGUUGGAUGUUCUAAAGAACUCCAACUUUCUGGGUGCAUAUGACAGCAUCCAGCAAUCUCAUGCAAAAUCUAGACAGGCUGAAAAACAAGCCAAUAAUGCCACCACUAAUGUUCCCAGCCCUGUUAGCCAUUCGGCCAGGACCAGGGAGAAGGCCCAGCAGCUAAUCACCCACAAGCGUGACGAUUUCAACAGAAAGAAUGCGGCUAAUCGUCGGGCACUUAAUGAUUUGGCAGCUAAAACAGACACCCUUGACAUGAAGAAGAUCAAUGAGAAGGUCUGUGGUGCUCCAGGAGAUGCCCCAUGCUCUGAGAGCCCUUGUGGUGGAGCUGGCUGUCGUGAUGAUGAGGGGAACAGACAUUGUGGUGGGUUGAACUGUAAUGGAGCUGUGGCUACUGCUGACAAUGCCUUGGGUCGAGCACGCCAUGCUGAAGAAGAACUUCAGAAAGCACUGGGAGAAGUAGAAGUGCUUUUUCGAAAGGUGGCUGAAGCAAAGGUAAAGGCAGACAGAGCAAAACAGAGGGCACAGGCCACCCUUGACAGAGCCAAUGAAACAAAGGCAAGGGUGGAACAGUCCAAUAAGGAGCUGCGGGAACUCAUCCAGCAAAUCAAAGACUUUCUGAACCAGGAAGGUGCAGACCCAGACAGCAUUGAGAUGGUGGCAAGCCGUGUCCUGGAUCUCACAAUCCCAGCAACCCCAAAGCAGAUACAACGUCUUGCUGAAGAGAUCAAGGACCGAGUGAAAACUCUUGCAAAUGUGGAUGCCAUUCUGGACCAAACCACCGCUGACGUGCGCAAAGCAGAACAAUUGCUGCACGAAGCCAAACGGGCCAAGAACCGAGCUGAAAAUGUAAAGAACACGGCAGAGUCUGUUAAAAAGGCCCUGGAUGAUGCUAGGAGAGCUCAGAAUGCUGCAGAAGGUGCUAUUCGAACUGCCAAUAAUGAUAUCAAAGACACGGAGAGGAAAUUAACAGCAAUUCAGACAACAACAUCUAGUGCAGAGAAUUAUCUAAAUGAUGCUAUGGAUCGAGUGGGAAAUCUGGAUAAACAAAUUGAUGCUCUGAAAAUGAAAAGGGCCAACAAUAGCCUGGCUGCCAGCCGAGCAGAAGAAUCUGCCACUGUGGCAUUGGACAAAGCCAAUGAUGCCAAGAAGAUCUUAGAAGGGCAACUCGCGGACAAAUACAAAACUGUUCAGAAUGUCGUUGAUCGGAAAGCCAAGAACAUUAAAGACGCAAAGACAAAAGCGGACCAACUUCAAGAUGAGGCAAAGAAACUCUUAGAUAAUGCACAGGAUAAACUAAAGAGAUUGCAAGAUUUGGAAGUUGAAUAUACGAAGAAUGAGAAACUUCUACAGGACAAAGCAAAACAGCUUAAUGGCCUAGAAGACAAGAUGAAGGAAAUCUUACAUGGAAUUAACCAACAGAUUCAGAUUUAUAAUACGUGCCAGUAAAAGGAGAAGCGUGCCGAUGCCCCAUGAAUCACUGUGUAUUUUGCUCUCCGAACUCCUCAGCCCAACAGUUGGAGUUAAUGACCCAAAGACUUUUUCUUAUGUAGAGUGCCUUAUUAGUCAAAAAGUAAUAACUGUGCCACAACAUAUAUUUAAUUUGCAUCUUUGUGUGCCAGUUAGAUGUCAACUCAUUCUUGUCCUAUUCCACUAUAACUCGGAGGGAUAUAUUUAUCAAUGGUUGAAGAGACAAUUUUCUACAAAAUUUCUACAAAAUAUAAAAUACACCUGACCUCAAACCACUUGCUUGAUUGUAUUUCUGGAAAAUUUCCUCUUCACCAGUUGAUAGAAAGUGGUCUGGACCUUUUUAUAAAUACUAAAGUUACAGGACAACACAAAGAUCACAUGAAUGCUCAACACCCCUGUCUCUAAGAUAAAUAAUUGCCUACCCGUUCACUAGUGAUGUGCGGGUUGACCCAAAACCUGCGGUGACCACCGGUUGGGCAGGUUCGAAUUGAAAUUUGGCAAACCAUUGGUUAGGGUUGGUUGAGGAUCAUUUCGGGGAAGUUCACUCCUCUACUGCUCCCGUCGAUUCCCUGUCUUGGAACCAGGGGUGCACACAUAUGUAGCGCAUAGAGCAAGAAGGCAAACAUGGGUACCGGUUGGGCACAAGCCCUACAAUGGUAACAUUUUGCAGGUUAGGGUCAGGUGUGGGUUAAGGUUUUGUGGGUUAUGGUCAGGGCAGGUAGAGGUUUUCAUGACCCACACAUCAACAAUACCUCCCAACUGUUCGGUUUUUCAAGGGACAGUCUGGAUUUUGACAGCUCGACCUGCAGUCCCGGAUUGUUCGUGAAAUGUCCACACUUUCUCUUUGAUCUCCUGCACUGAACAGCCAGAAAAAGAUUACAGCAGCUGCACUUACAUACAUUUGUAACAAUUUAAGAUAAGCAAAUAUACACUUGUAAUUACUUUAGAUAAGCAGUGCUAUUGGGGAAACUCUACAUGUUACACAGUGUAUUUCAGUUUUUGUCAAGUAAGGUCUCAUUUACUGCCAACAUUUCAGUUGUAAAGGUGCUGUAUUUUUUUUAAGUCAAGGUGCUUGUUUAUGGAGCAUAAUGUAGCAUUCUCCUGCAAAUAAACCCACAUCAUGAAUAGAUGCACAUCUAGAUAAUAUUGCCUAGACCACUGAGUUUCCUAGACUGUUUUAAGCAGGCCGAAGACACCAGUAUAUGCCGACAGACAUGAAGCAACAGCAUAUUCUUAAAGUAACAAAAUUAUAUUGUAAUUAAACGGUUAAUGUAUACAUAUGGGAACAAAAGAAAUGGUGCUCUUGUAGGCCAAUUAGAAGUGCAGGACUGUCCCCAUACUUCUCAGCCCCCUUAUGGAUGGCAAAGAAAGUGUGGAGAAAGACAGUCCUACAAUUUCAUAGAAGGCCUACAACCUUCCAAAUCAUACCAGUGGAGAACAUCAUUUAGUGGGGUUUUCCAUUUUUAAAUCUAUGUUACAUAUAGAAAGGCUAACGUUUUGCUCCUAGUUUCAGUUCAGGGGUUGGGACGUAACACUGGGGGGCAGAUGUAUCAAGGGUCGAAUUUCGAGGGGUUAAAUCCCUCGAAAUUCGACUAGGGAAUAGAAUCGAAUAGGCAAUUCGGGCGCAUUUACGCGCUGGCGAAUAGUCGAAUUGGCAAAUAUUCGCCAGGCGAAUAAGCGCACGAUCGAAUAUUCGCUCGAAGGAUUUUCAUUCGAUCUAAUGCCUUUUUAUUCGAUCAAAAACUUGGAAAACAAGCCUAUGGGACUUUCCCAUAGGCUUUUAAAGCAAAUCGGUAGGUUUUAGGUGGCGAAGUAGGCAGUCGAAGUAUUUUUAAAAGAGACAGUACUUCGACUAUCGAAUGGGCGAAUAGUCGCAGCGUUUUUGCGCUCAAUCCAGUACUUUGACUAUCGAAUGGGCGAAUAGUCGGAGCGUUUUUGCGCUCGAUCUAUUCGAAUCAUUCUACUCAGGCGAAUUUAUGCCAAUUCGAUAGUCGAGGAGCACAAAAAACUACUCAAAAUUCGAGCUUUUUUCCCUCUAUUCAUUCACCCGAGCUUGGUGAAUGGGCCCCUAAUUCUAUCUUGGGGUGCAGAGUAACUGAGGUCUCAUCUAUGUCUCUUGGAAAGCACAAAAGUCUGCCAAUAUCCUGAUUCUGAUCAGUCAACAACCAGCUUAACCACCAGGCUCGUUAAAGACCAUAUAGUAAGGGUGUCCUUGUUUGGGAAAGGGGACGAAUGAGUGGAUCUCACAGAAAAGUGGGGGGAAGCCUCUGUCAUUUGUGGAUUGGCUGAUGCUACCCCCUAAUGUGCUGAUGGGAGUAACAGACAGACCUGUCCUGUCCCAUAUUUGAUAUGUAACAUCCCUACAUUCACGUCACUGCUGGCAAUAAAGAUGCAAGCACUGAAAAAAAGUAAUAUAUCUUAAGAUUAAAUUAUAUUACAAAUGUAUGCCUCCCAUGGUUUGCUUGAAAUUGUAUUUUCAUUGUAUCUGAGCACAAAUAAAAUAUUCCACUGUC
Xenopus laevis (African clawed frog) is the source of this 8150-nucleotide messenger RNA. It is a transcript of the gene lamb2.L, whose product is annotated as laminin subunit beta 2 L homeolog. Gene Ontology annotation, biological process: substrate adhesion-dependent cell spreading; tissue development; basement membrane assembly. Lineage: Eukaryota; Metazoa; Chordata; Amphibia; Anura; Pipidae. Gene Ontology annotation, cellular component: basement membrane; laminin trimer. The record is from RefSeq and is marked provisional.